AUGUAUUGCUGCCAGCAACAGAGCGAGAGCGUUCGCGGCCCAUUCGGUCAGGUUCUACCGCAGCUCGCUGGCUGCUUUCAGAUUCUGUACCCUCUGAAGCAGCAGCAGCAACAAAGACAACACCCACUCGUUCUGCAGCAUUUGCUGCUUCCAUACGGCGCCCAACUUGGGCUUGCCACAGGCAGCAGCAGCUCCAGGAGCCCCUCGAUCAGUUCUCCCCACACACCCAGGCAGCUAGAGCACGAGCAACAGCAGGGGCAGCAAAAAGGAGAGCAGCAGCAGCAGCAACGUGAGCAGCAACAGCAGCAGCGGAAGUUUCAGCAACAGCAGCAGGAGCAGCAGGAGGAGCAGGGGAUAAAUCAGCAGCUGCUGCAGCGUCUGCUGGGUUUGCUGUCUAUCGAGGAGCAACAGCUUGUUGCUGCUGAGGGGGAGCUCUUACUUGCUGCAGUCACUUCACUGCACAACCUGCUGGCUGCUGCUGGGUUUCCUCCUUUUUGUGGCACAAUUGAGUUCGCGCUGCCGCAGCUCCUGCGGCCGCUGCUAGAGUGA
Messenger RNA from Eimeria mitis, 549 nucleotides. Its product is annotated as protein kinase (incomplete catalytic triad), putative. Bases 1 to 549 code for a protein of 182 amino acids. The transcript is spliced from 2 exons. NCBI's taxonomy places the organism in Eukaryota, Apicomplexa, Conoidasida, Eucoccidiorida, Eimeriidae. The record is from RefSeq and is a predicted model, not a curated record.